Messenger RNA from Glycine soja, 5115 nucleotides. RefSeq names its product ABC transporter C family member 13. The record is from RefSeq and is a predicted model, not a curated record. Gene Ontology annotation, molecular function: ATP binding; ABC-type transporter activity; ATP hydrolysis activity. The transcript has 34 exons. Bases 147 to 4226 code for a protein of 1359 amino acids. Gene Ontology annotation, biological process: transmembrane transport. Gene Ontology annotation, cellular component: membrane. Lineage: Eukaryota; Viridiplantae; Streptophyta; Magnoliopsida; Fabales; Fabaceae.
UUGCGCGUGUCUAAAAGAAAAACAAAAAGAGAAAUCCCUGAACCGCGCUUGGUUUUUUGCAUGAACAGAGCAUUGAAAAAUAUAAAACAAAGCAAAGCAACGAACCUUUGAUGAUUUGAUUCUCACUCACUCUUGUAUUCCAUUCCAUGGACGAAUUCCUCGCUCUAAUUUGCCCUAAUUCUCCAUUCGUAUGGGAUGGGGAGAGAUUUUCCGACUGUUUUGAAGACAUUGUUUUAGUUUUUGCGGUCAACAUAGUGACUGUUGUUAUGAUUGUUGUGCUUGGAUUUAAUCAGAAGAUUGGUCGUGGAUUUCGGCUAUCAGAUUCCCAGAUGACCCUUCCAGAAAAAUUUGUCCUGAACCUUAUACCAGCUGUUGGAGCUUGUCUUUCAAUCGUAGACUUAAUUUUUCUGUGGAAGAAAGACCACAAUAGUCACUUUGUUGGAUAUCAUAAAUGGUUCAAUAGCUGUUCUGAGUUGAUUUUGUGGAUAAAUAUCAUUCUAUUCACAAAGUGUGCCAGCAGCCAUUACAUUGUCUUCAACCGUGGGUUAUGUUUCUGGUGGAUUCUGAAAGCAAUAUUGGCAGUUUUCUAUUUGAUGACAAAGUUUUCAUCACUGAAGGUUUCAGUCUGCAUCAUGGAAAGCUUAGUUGUUCUCUUGAAUAUCUCAUUUAGCAUAGCUAUCAAUGUGAUCCGGAUAAAGAUACCAUCUUUCAAAAGCAGUUUAUUGGAAGAUCCACUUCUUUCGAAUGGAGUAGACCUUGAGGAAGGUGGCUAUAAUGACCUUGGAAAUAAUGGAAACUUUUGGGAUUUGAUGACUUUCAAAUUCAUAACUCCAGUAAUGAAUCAUGGUGUGAUAAAGCAAUUAGACCCUGAAGAUCUGUUGCCGCUACCUACUGACAUUGUUCCUUCUUCUUGUCAUGAUGUGAUUUUAUCCUGCUGGCAAGCUCAACUGAGUAACAAUGAUUCGAACCCAUCCUUGUUUAGAGCACUCUGUAGUGCGUAUGGAUGGCCAUAUCUCUGCCUGGGUUUAUUGAAGGUGAUUAAUGAUUGUAUUGGUUUUGCGGGACCAUUGCUUCUCAAUAAGCUGAUCCAGUUUCUUCAGCAAGGUUCAGUGAAUUUGGACGGGUAUUUACUUGCAUUAUCCUUGGGUCUCACCUCUAUAAUUAAAUCCUUUUUAGAUACACAAUAUACUUUUCAUCUUUCCAAACUGAAGCUGAAGCUGCGAUCUAGUAUCAUGACUCUAAUCUAUGAGAAGUGCCUACGUGUGAACUUAGCAGAGCGUUCAAAAUUCACAAAUGGCGAAAUUCAGACAUUUAUGUCAGUGGAUGCUGACCGUACUGUCAACUUGUGUAAUAGUUUCCAUGAUAUGUGGAGCCUGCCUUUACAAAUUGGAGUGGCGCUCUAUCUUUUGUAUACUCAAGUCAAAUUUGCAUUUGUAUCUGGAUUAGCGAUAACCAUUUUAUUGAUACCAGUGAAUAAAUGGAUAUCACAAUUGAUUGCAAGGGCUACUGAGCAAAUGAUGAAGGAAAAGGAUGAAAGGAUUCGUAGGACAGGAGAACUUUUGACUUAUAUUCGCACUUUAAAGAUGUAUGGAUGGGAACUUCUUUUUUCUAGUUGGUUGAUGGAUACAAGAUCUUUGGAAGUCAAACACUUAGCUACUCGGAAGUACUUGGAUGCAUGGUGUGUUUUCUUUUGGGCUACAACGCCAACACUCUUUUCUCUUUUCACAUUUGGACUCUUUGCACUGAUGGGACAUGAACUUGAUGCUGCAAUGGUUUUCACUUGUCUUGCUUUGUUUAACACGCUGAUUUCACCACUAAAUUCAUUCCCCUGGGUAAUUAAUGGAUUGAUUGAUGCCAUCAUAUCCUCCAGACGAUUGAGUAGGUUUCUCUCUUGUCCUGAACGUAAAUUUAAAGUGGGAGACACAAAUUCGAGUCCAUCAUCAUUCCUAAGUAAACAGCCUGAUUCUGUACAAGGUUUGGGUGUCUUUAUACAAGAUGCAUGUUGUACUUGGUCAAGCAGUGAGGAACAAGCAUUAAAUUUGGUGUUGAAUCAUGUGACUCUAAGUGUGUCCCAGGGUUCCUUUGUUGCAGUUAUUGGAGAGGUUGGUUCAGGUAAAUCAUCCCUGUUAUAUUCAAUUCUUGGAGAAAUGCAGCUUGCUCGUGGCUCUGUUUAUUCCAAUGAAUCCAUUGCUUAUGUACCACAGGUCCCUUGGAUUUUAUCUGGAACAGUGCGUGACAACAUAUUGUUCGGGAAAAGCUAUGAUCCUGAAAGGUAUACUGAUACACUGCAGGCAUGUGCAUUAGAUGUUGAUGUCUCAAUGAUGGUUCGAGGUGACAUGGCUUAUAUUGGAGAGAAAGGAGUCAACUUAUCAGGUGGACAGAGAGCUCGACUUGCUUUGGCAAGGGCCAUGUAUCAUGACUCAGAUGUUGUUAUGCUUGAUGAUGUCCUGAGUGCAGUUGAUGUACAAGUUGCUCAACGUAUCUUACACAAUGCCAUUUUAGGUCCUCUUAUGCAGAGAAAAACCCGAUUGCUCUGUACUCAUAACAUCCAGGCAAUAUCUUCUGCUGAUAUGAUUGUUGUAAUGGACAAGGGACGCAUAAAGUGGAUGGGAAAUUCAGCUGACUUUCCAAUUUCUUCUUAUACAGAAUUCUCUCCAUUGAACGAAAUUGAUUCAGCUUUACAUAAUCAUAGACAAUCUUUCAGCACAAAUCUUUCAUCCAAAUCCAAGGAGCAGUCUCUUCCUAAUUCAGAUAUUGUGCAUGUUCUGGAGGGAGUAGAGGAGAUAGUUGAAGUUGAGUUGAGGAAAGAGGGGAAAGUUGAACUUGGAGUGUAUAAGAAUUAUGCUGUCUUCACUGGUUGGUUUAUGACAGUCAUUAUAUGCCUAUCAGCCAUUCUGAUGCAAGCUUCUCGUAAUGGGAAUGAUUUAUGGCUGUCAUUUUGGGUUGAUACAACAACAGAAAGCAGUCAAACAAGAUAUUCUGUGUCUUUCUAUCUGGCUAUACUGUGUCUCUUUUGUAUUAUGAAUUCCCUUUUCACAUUGGUGAGGGCAUUCUCUUUUGCAUUUGGUGGAUUGCAAGCAGCAACUAAGGUACACAAUAAAUUGCUCAACAAGCUUGUCAAUGCACCUGUGCAAUUCUUUGAUCAGACCCCGGGGGGAAGAAUACUGAAUAGGUUAUCUUCAGAUCUUUAUACAAUUGAUGAUUCUCUUCCGUUCAUUAUGAACAUUCUCCUAGCUAAUUUUGUAGGCUUGUUGGGUAUUACAAUAAUUUUGUGUUAUGUACAGGUCUUCUUCUUACUCUUGCUAUUGCCAUUUUGGUAUAUCUACAGUAGACUACAGUUCUUCUACAGGUCAACAUCAAGAGAGUUACGAAGACUGGACAGUGUUUCUCGUUCUCCAAUAUAUACAUCUUUCACUGAAACACUUGAUGGAUCAUCAACUAUUAGGGCAUUUAAGGCUGAGGACUUUUUCUUUGCCAAAUUCAUUGAACAUAUAACCUUGUAUCAGAAGACUUCCUACACAGAGAUAGUGGCAAGUUUGUGGCUUUCCUUGCGUCUUCAGUUAUUAGGUGCAUUUAUCGUCUCAUUCAUAGCUGUGAUGGCUGUUGUUGGAUCUCAUGGCAGUCUGCCUAUCAACUUUGGUACCCCAGGACUGGUAGGAUUGGCCCUCUCAUAUGCAGCUCCAAUUGUGUCCCUGUUGGGGAGUUUUUUAUCAAGCUUCACCGAAACAGAAAAGGAAAUGGUUUCAGUUGAAAGAGCCCUUCAAUACAUGGACAUUCCUCAAGAAGAACAAACUGGAUGCCUAUACUUGAGUCCAGAUUGGCCAAAUCAAGGAGUUAUCGAAUUCCAGUCUGUUACUUUGAAAUAUAUGCCUUCUUUGCCAGCUGCACUCUGCAAUCUUAGUUUUAGAAUUGUAGGAGGGACACAAGUUGGAAUAAUUGGAAGAACAGGAGCUGGAAAGUCUAGUGUGUUAAAUGCCCUUUUCCGCCUUACACCCAUAUGUACAGGCUCUAUCACAAUUGAUGGCGUGGAUAUUAAAAAUAUUCCUGUCAGAGAACUACGUACACAUUUGGCCAUUGUUCCUCAGAGUCCAUUUCUGUUCGAAGGAUCAUUAAGCAUUCAUCCUCUUCAUUUUGUCAUCGCCGUCACCCACCGCCUCCCCCUGUUGCCGCUCCCUCUGCGACUCCUAGAGCGGCUCCCACUGGGAGAAGCACAUCGCCAAGUCUAGCCGUAGCUCCUCUCCUUCCAGCCUCUCCGUCCUUGUUACCGACAUUGCCGUCUUCGUCGACUCCCUGUCUCCCUCUCCCUCAAGCAUCGCGGCGACGACAUCCUCGGCCUCAACAACUUCAACUGCUACUACGACCCCUCCCUUAAGCGCGCCCACCAGUGCCUCCUUGACCGUGCCGACGUCUUCGUCGUCGACGCCGACCUCAACAACUCCGCUCUCCUCCGCAAGCUCUUCGAUGUCGUCCCCUUCACCCAUGCCAUGCACCUCACCACCUAGGCCAGCGUCUGCUAAACCAUGCAGAACCCCCAAUCCUACAUUCACAGCAACAUCGCCGGUUUUGUCAACCUUCUAGAAGCUUCCAAAUCCGCUAACCCUCAACCAUAUAUCAUCUGGGCCUCUUCAAGCUCCGUCUAUGCUUAUCGGCGUGAAGAAUGCGACGGAGGGUGUUCACCUUCAAAAUGCAAGCGCAGCAGUGGAGGGUCGUCGUCAAGCAUAAGAUCGCUUUGUCUCCUUUUGAUGAGCUUGAUCUGGGCCUGAAUCUGGAAUUUUUGUGUGAUUACCAUGACAUAGAAGUUCUAGAAAAGAGAAAACCAAUUUCUGGUAGCUACAAUCUACCAGAAAUCGAAAUCGUAAUCGAGUUUAAUUAAUUUUAAACAAGUUUUUCAAACAUUUUUUGUGGCUUGUAACAGUAAGAGAAUAAGUUCCAUUAAAUAAUUAAUUAAAAAAUUACAUGUGUCGCAUUUAGUCCAACGUGGCACAACACAUAACUGACAUCACAAAUUAACCGACACAUUAACAAUUAACGGAAUUUACUAACUCAAAAAUUUUCAAAUAUCAUAUUUAAUCCUUUUUUUUAUUGGACCUACAUUUCAUGUCUACUUAAUUCCCU